This is a messenger RNA of Mustela lutreola (European mink), 4869 nucleotides long. RefSeq names its product proline rich membrane anchor 1 (gene PRIMA1). Lineage: Eukaryota; Metazoa; Chordata; Mammalia; Carnivora; Mustelidae. The record is from RefSeq and is a predicted model, not a curated record. The transcript is spliced from 5 exons. The coding region runs from base 453 to 968 and encodes 171 amino acids.
UAUUUCGCCUCCGCCCGCGGCCCUGCUGCCGGAGCGGGCGCUCCCGCGCAGCGCCUCUCGCGGGCCGGCGUGACCGGCGGGGAGAGCUCGGGCACCCCCGCGCCCCGGGCAGCCGCGCGGCGCCACCAGGAAGGGCGGGGAUCCGGGGAGGCUUGCGCCGGCGGCUCCAGGCUGCUCGGAGGCGACUUUCCCCGCCCUCUUCCUCCGCCUCGGGCCCCGGCGCGGGGUGCCGCCCCUCCCGGCCCCCGCGCGGCCGGGAGCAGCCAGGAGCCGCCGCGCCCUGCGCCCCGUGCGGGCGCCCCGCGCCCGGCCCCCGCUCCGCAGCCGGCUCGGCCCCAGCCGAGCGCAAACUUUUGCUCCGGUGCCCGGCGCUCCUCCCCGGCAUGUGAAGCCCCCGGGCGCCCGCGCAGCCGCCAGGUUCGCCCCCGAGAGCCCUGGUGCCGCGGGCCGAGAUGCUCCUCCGGGACUUGGUGCUGCGCCGGGGCUGCUGCUGGCCCUCACUGCUGCUGCACUGCGCGCUCCACCCGCUCUGGGGCUUCGUGCAGGUGACUCACGGGGAGCCCCAGAAGUCCUGCUCCAAGGUGACCGACAGCUGCCAACACAUCUGCCAGUGCCGGCCCCCUCCCUUGCUGCCGCCGCCACCCCCGCCCCCACCGCCUCCCCGACUCCUCUCCGCCCCAGCCCCCAACUCUACCUCGUGCCCCGCGGAGGAAAGCUGGUGGUCGGGGCUGGCCAUCGUCAUCGCGGUAUGUUGCGCUUCCCUGGUGUUUCUCACCGUGCUCGUCAUCAUUUGCUACAAAGCCAUCAAAAGAGAACACUUGUGCUGCAGAGAGAUGACGCCCAUCCCCACCAGGCCCCCUGCCGUGAGUCACCCCCGCACCCCAGGCGCACCAAGAGCACCUUUCCUCCUCCUCUGGCCAUCUGUGCAUGGCACGGACCUUCACCUUCUGCCAUCGAUUUGCCAUUAAGCCUCUUGAUGGCCGUCUCACUCUGAUUUACAAGGUACUGGCAGACAGGAGAUAAGAGGCUGCAAAUGGGCUGUGGCCAGUCCCGCAAACUGUUGCUUGCAGGCGGGGGGCAAGCGUGCUGCUUGUGAGAAUGAGCUCUGUUCCGAGCGUGCCCGGGCACACACACUGUCACCGGGCCUUGGUACUCCUCGGCUUGGACUUCAAACACGUAUGGAGCGCCUACUGUAUGCUGGGGACUAGACUAGGUGCGAGGGAUAGAGACACACAGGAGAAGACCUCACCCCUUCCCUAGUGGGGUACGUGGAUUAUAUAACACAUACCCGUGCGCGCGCACGUACCUGGAUGGCUCAGUCCGGUAGGCGUCUACCUUCAGGUCAGGUCCCCAUUCCGGGGUCUUUGGAUCAAGCCCUGCAUCCCACUUCUGGCUGAGUGGGGAGUUCGCUUCUCUCCCUCCAUCCACCCCCCACCCCACGCCCCGGCUCAGGCUCUCUCUCACUCUCUCUCUCAAAAUAAGUAAAAUCUUUUUUUAAAAAUAGCUGCUACGCAAAUAAAUAAAUAAGGUGCUUUUAAAACCUGAGUGCUACGAAGGAGGGUGGAAAUCCGAGAGAACUGGGGAAAGAGAGGAGGUUGGGAGAGGGGGUGCUCCCGCACCCCAAGAGUCAGGAGUGCCGUGCCUGCCUCCUGACAUGGCUUUAUGUUUGGAAAGAAAGGUUAGGGCUUCCUACAUCCACAACCACCUUUUAAAAUUUUUAUCGAGGUAAUACACACACGUGGUUCAAAACAUCAAACGUGCUACAAGCCUGUUAAGAAAGACAGUAGUCCCCCGGCUGUCCCCCUCUCUCCCUGCAGCCACAUUCUUGGGAGACAGGGCUUCUGGGUGUCAGCGGUUCUGCUCUCUCUCUCCAUGCUCUGAGCGAUGUGUGUAUGACUGAGGGUUUUCUUCCCAUUUCGCACCUUAUCUGUUGACUUUCCAAGAAGAGAGGCUCAGCAGCCUCCCACGGCCCACAGAUGCAUAGAACACCACCCCGUCCCUGUCCCCCUCCCCUGUGCACAGGGGCCUCCCCGGUGGGGGUCAUGACGAGCGGCUGCCUUAGCACAACAGCGUACUGUCUGCAGCCCAGUCCCCUCAUGUGCAGCCGGGUGCUUGCUGCCCUGGAGUCAGCGACACCUCCUCUCCCUGGGCGCUGCUACCUCAGGUGAUCCAUCCCGAGGUGCCGGGUCUGCCUGGAGGACCAAGGAGUGGGGGAAGUGACUUUCCUAUGGGAUCUGAGCCAGAAGGAGUCAGACCGUCUGUGUCACGGGAGCAAACUUGAGUCCCGGCCAGGGAAGAGAGUUGGCUGGGGUUCCAGCCCCCCUUGGUGUUCCUCGAGCUCGCAGGGAGCUCCCUCGAGCCACACGCUGCUGCUGUUCCUCUCCCAGCUCAGCCCUUCCUGCUCCUCACUCGGGCCCCAGUUCGAACGCCACCUCCCCUGACAGCAUCGCAGGCCACCCUAGAUCCUUCUUCCCUGCCCCCGCCCUGCAGCUGGACCUUUCCGAUUUACGUUUCUGCUUUCUGCUCUAGACAGGUUAGUGUUGGUGUUUAUGCGUGCAUGUGCCCCCGCAUGUGUGUGAGGACCUUGUGCACGAGCACGUGCACACUUGCACACACAUCAGAGCAGGGAGCCGUCGUCUUGUCUCCCUCAUCUCGCUCCCCUGUGGUGCGUAGUCACUCUUCCAUGACCUUCUGUGGCUUGAAUGGAGGCUUGUUGACACAGACUUGCCAGAUUCUUACUUCUAUCUAUUUGUUUAUUUAUUUAAGAGAGCUUGAGCUGGGGCAGAGGGGCGGGGCAGAAGGAGAGAGAAUCCUAAGCAGACUCCCCGCUGAGCACAGAGUUGGGGGGGGUUGAUUUCCCAGCCCUGAGAUCAUGAUCUGAGCUGAAAUCGGGAGUUGGAUGCUUAACUGACUGAGCCACCCUGGGGCCCCCAGAUCCUACCUUUUAGAUUAGCAAACACUAUGGAGAAUUUCAGUGGACUCCGUUUUUUUUUCUCUCCGCCUGGGUAAGGGAGGUAGAAUCUGCUUUACCACGAGACAGCAGGGGUUUUAAUUGCUUGGCCCCUCCCCUCUGCAGGGUUGGGCUUCCUCCCCCCUCUGCCAGCUCUGCUCCCCUCCCUCCAAGCCCCAGUAGUGCCUUUUGUCUUCUUGCUGUCCUCUGGCUGGGGGCUGGCGCACGUGCGCAGUGACUCAGCGCCCCCUCCCCAUGCCCUGAGUGACCUGCCUCCCACCCGCUGGGCCUGACAUACUCAGGCAGUUCUUCCCCCUACCCUGGCCAUCUGCUGCCUCCCCUUCCUCCCCGGCCCGGUGCACACACCACCAGCCCGGCCCUCUCCCCCUGGCCCCUGCAGGCCUGCACAGUCAGCAUCAGAGCAGGUAAGGAGGAAGACAAGACGAGGCAGGGCCCAGGGACUGGGGACAGGAGUGGAACAUUCUCAUCCAGCCGCAUCUCGCAUGAACUUCCGGAAGCGAGACAUUCACCUUGAAGGCACCUCGGAUCCCGGGGGUCUGGAGUCCGGAGCUCUGUCUGCCAAAAUCUCUUGGGCCGGCGGGGCCCAUUGCAGUGACUGGACACCGGGGACCCAGCCGUUCCCAUCUGUCACUGCUCCCUGCUGCCCCUGUACAUUCCUGUAACAACAGCACCCCCAGGCGCCAAAUCCAGCCUCUCUGGCUGGCCAUCAAGAACACCACGUCUGACUGUACUGUGAGUUGAGUCAAAGCUCGUGUGCUUCGAGGAGGGACCACCUCCGCCGAGUGCUGCGCACAGAUACGUGACCGUGACCGCUCGGAGACCCUCUUACCUCCUUCGGGACCUCGGCUGGAUUCGGGCAGUGGAGUUUUGGGCUUUGUUGCAGGACCAAGACUCAGUCUUCCAACUCCGGAGCUGGUGGUCUUUCCUCUGGGGCCCACCGUCACCCUCCAGGUGGCCCAGGGCUUGCUUUUCCCCAGUGGUGGGGUCAAUACCCAGGCUUCUCUGGAGUCCCCCAGGCAACGGUAUCUCUCGUCCUUAUCACUUGCACAGUCCGCCCUCCGAGGAGAGGAGAUGGGGCCCGGAAGGGGCAAGGACCCUGUGUGUCCCCAUCUGCCUGGGGCCGAGAUGCUCAUUUGGGCUCAUUUAUGCCCCUUCGCCCUGCCACCAACAGGAGACCCACCUGCUGUUAUGGGAGAUCGAGGUCCUAAUGGUGGGAAGCAGGCAGCAGCGGUUAGCAGCUUUGUACGGUGGGGGUGGGUGGGCAGGAGGGGGCCAUGUGGCGCUGAAGCCAGUCAUGGCCAGAAAGGCAGGCAGACAGGGCACGCUCGGCACUCAUGGAUGGGAGAGCCAGAGGGGUCCAUGCUUCUCGGGACCCUUUUGACUCCAGGAAGCUCCAUCCCUCCCUGAAUUCCUCUCUGUAGACUUGCUGGCUGGAGCUUGUGGGACCGGACGAGGGGUAAGGCAGGAGUUCUCGAUUUAAGGAGUCCUCGGAUGGCUCCGCACCACCCUUGGAGUGAGAACCAAAUGCCCAGCCCUCCUGGCUGGGUCGCAGGGGUGAGCACCAGCCUGUGGGCCUCAUCGUCACUUGCCUUCGGCUCGCUCAGCCAGACAUGGUUAAUCAAGAAAGCCCCGGGGAGGUGGUCCAACCCGGGGCUCGGUCGGAGGGUGAGAACACCCGCCAGCUGCACGCUGGACUCACCUUCACACAGGGGAGGAGGGGAGGAGACGUGCUGGGUUAGAAGUGAGGCCGCUGCUUCUUAGGGUCAGCAGCUACCCUGGGUGGCUCGUGAAGGCUUUCUCUGGCUUCUUGACCCAGGUUUGGAGAAGCCUGCGGGCGACAAGGCAUCUCAUCGUGGAAGGGGGUGUGUGUGUGUGAAGGGUGUGAGUGGGUAUGAGUG